AUGAAAACAAACAUGGCGGUCAAAUUGGAUGAUGUUUCUUCUCCUCAACUCGCGCUUAAAUUUUCAAGUUCUUCCUUCGAUCCUGAUAAAUGUAAGUAUUGCAUGAAAAAUAAUUAAGCGAUAACCACCCUUUGUUUCUUCCAAAUUAUCAUUUUUCGUUUUGAUGUACCUGUAAUUGACUAUCUUAUCAUGAUACAGAGCUCUAGGUGGACUGCACCUUCCAUCCUUAUUUUUUUUUGCUUCAGAUGUCAGGGAUCUGUCUGCGAAGUGUGACACUGAUGCUGAACUUCAGGAUCAUCGAAAGCGUAUUCAGACUUUAAGCGAAGAAACUGCGGUUAGCUUGAAGAAAAAUGUUUAUAAGAACUACAUGCAGUUCAUCGAAACAUCAAAGGAAAUAUCAUGUAUCCUUUAGUUUUUAAUCAGGCGAGGGUGUGUGUGCUCAGUGAUGGGGGAUGCCGAAAGAGUGCAAUCGAGAUUGUAAGAUUAAAGAUGCAAACAGAAAACUAACUUCGUGUGCUUGUUUAUCGGUAUCCUUAAUAUACCACUCUUUCGAAGGAUUUUUCAAGACCAAUGCGAACAGAACGUCCUGCAGGAUGUUGUACAUGUGGAUUUGGAUUAGUUACGAAUCGUAAUACAUGUCAAUGAUGCAGAUUCCAUAACAUAAUCUUUUAGAUCUAGAAGCAGAAAUGUAUCAGUUGGGACAUUUUUUGGCGGAGCAAAAAGCGAUACUCAGCAGUCAGGAAGACAUGUCUUUAUUUGGAACACAAGGUAAUUUGUAUAUACCAAAGAAAUUGGAAAUGCUCACAACAUAGGAACUAUGUUGAGUAGCCAAAUCUCUGUAUAGCUCUCUGUCUAUUUUGGCAGUAAAGCUCUUAGGCUUGGAUCUAAUAAUUCAGUUAAUAUUACGAAUCACAACAGGUUAAAAUAUCUUUUGAAAUAAGAAAGUGGUGAUAUUCACUAAUUCAUGUAAUUCAAGGCAUGUUUGAGAACAUCCAACCAUAAAAAGUUUUAUGUUUGAUCCACAUGUUGAUCCACAGGCAUGUUUUAAUUGUUUAAGUAUCUACUUCCUCAUCUGAAAGAAGAUGGAACUAACUGAUGGGUGUAUUUGCUCCCUGAUACCUUAUCCCAUCCUUCACUCCCCUUAGCAUUUUGUUAAGUCUUGUUUUAGUCAAUACUCUUCAGAAAGAGUACAUAUUUCUGGCCAAAAAAACACUCUUAGUGAUCUGUGAAAUUUUGUUUUACAGUGUAAAUAAUUAUUUAUAAGUACCAUUAUAAGUUAUUAUAAUAUAUUACUCAAUUAACAAUUUUAAUAAUUGCACAAUUUUUUUUUUUGUAAAAACUAUUGCUGUUCUUUAAUUUAGAUCCUAAUUCUUCAAUGAAACCCUCAAAGAAAGAUGAAAAAGGCAGCAGCUCAAUAGAAUCAGUAGAGGGUCUGGCUGUAAGUUAUAUUUAUAUGUUUGAAGUGAAUAUUGUUAAAAAUGAAAUUAACUAGGAAUGAAAUAGAUGGUCAAUUAAUUUUAUGAUUUAAAUUUACAGAGUGUCCUAGAUAUCACUGAUGUGAACUGUGUUUUUGAGGGAGACCUGGUUGAGGUGGAUCCAGAAACAUUUCUUCCAAAAUAUAAAAUUCAUGCCUUCCUGUUACAUGACAGUAUGGUGGUCGCAAACAUCAUUCAAAACAGGUACUAUCAACAGCAGUUGUAUUGAACCAUGGUUCACUGGUGAUGAUGUUAAGUUUACAAUUGAACUAAAGAGACAUAAAGAAAAGUUAUGAAAGUGAUCUGAUCUUUUCCUAGGUCAGUUUUCUGUGAAAUCUGAGAAUUCAUAUACAGUUUUUAUCCUUAAACUGAUCUCAAAUGAAACUUAACCUGUCUCGACUUGUUUGUUAGUUAGUCUGAGUCUAUAUUUGGAAUUAAUCUUAAUACCAUGGUAUUGAUACAGACUUGCCCAGGGUUAUUAGUAACUAUUGAUUGUCUCCAGUAUUUUCGCUUUUCUAAGGCGUGGUCCAGUUCGUUUUAAGUUCCAAAGCCUGUUUGAACUAGAAAAUGUUGCAGUGGUGAAUAUGACAAGUGCUGAUGGUAUGUAUAUUGUUGGGCAAUCACCUUGACCUCACCCUCUUCAGUUUCUUUAUUUUGUGACUCAUUUUUAACCAAUAACAGGCUAGAAAAGAAGGUAAAUAGCUAAUACAUUAUGAGGUUACUUGUAUAUAAUUUUUUUAGUGAGCUCUGAUCUAACUGAAGUUGAUGGUAUGGUCUUGAAUAGCACUGUACUGUGGUGAGAACUGUGCCUGUGUUCUGCAUCAAUUUAUAUAUCCUAUUGAGAUUGUUAGCCAUAAUACAGGGACUAAUUACAACUAACAGCAUUAUGUUUAGUAUUUGAUUGUAUAAUCAGUGCAAGGUCUCAGACUAUUCAUCUCUAAUAAUAAGAGCAUCUGACAAUAAGCUGGACAAUAAACAGAUUUUUAGGUUUACAUCUAAUGCAUGUUGGUGGUUAUGUUACAAAUUUAUAAUGAGUCAUUGGUUUUGAUGCACAUCUCAGGUUUGAAGGAUGCUUUCAAGGUUUUUCUGUUCCCAGAAACUCAUGUGUAUCAAGCUGAAAAUAAAACAAUCAAGGUGAAGAGAAGAAAAAUGAACUACCAUGUAUACAGUAAUAAUAUUAUUAUUAUCUCCUGACCCACAAGGCCCUGCUUACAUAAUCCCAUUAACAAAACAUGGGAAUGAAAAUUGAUGUGAGCAGAGUGGGAUGAGUCGACCUGAGCCAGUCCAGAAAAAAACCAUUCAGCCCUGCACUUGUAUGUCUCUUUUAAAGAAAUUAAUAAUGGAGUACAAUGUAAAGAAAACAAUUCAGUUAUACUUUUGAUGUAAUGCAUGUUUCUUGCACAAGGUUUUGGCUUACAAUUGAGGUAUUUCCUUUUAAUGCACCUGUCUGACAUAGCAUCUAAUUGUUACCUUUUUGUACUUAUUCUCUAGAAAGAGUGGUUGGAUAGGAUUGAAGAAUGUAAAAAGAACUUUAAACUGAAGCUGGAACAAGAGGUUAAUGAAGGUGGCAGUGAAGUUGCAUCCAAUACAGAGAUUACCAGCAGUUCAGAGAAUUCCAAUCCUUUUGUUGAAGAUAGUGGAAAAAAUCCAUUCGUAGAGGAUGACAACAGCAAUCCUUUCUCAAAUAAUUAUGAUGAUGACAAGAAUCCAUUUAAUGAAAGCAAAUCCACCAAUCCUUUUGAUGAAGAGGAGGAUGAAGGUUGCUAUAAUGAUCUUUAUCAAAACAGUACACAGGCAGAAAAUAAUCUGCUUGACCUUUAUGGAAGAUGCUACUUGAAUCAACAGUUUAGCAGGGAGGUUGCCAUAGGGACCCAUCAGAAACUGAAAAACUCAAAACAAUUAUUCAUUUGUCUAACAAUUGAAACUAAGGUGCAAUGAAUGACUAAGGCAUCAGACAAAAUAAUGGCAAAAAUCAUCAAUUGAAAUCAACACCUUAAAAAUGAGACUCUGAAAAAAUUGAAAUUAAAAAUAUUUAUCUGAUAAACUAGAAAACGGAAAAGUCUUGUCACCAGCCCCUUGUCUGGGGCAAGGUCAACAUGGUAGGGAGGCAUCACCACUGGCUAACCACUUUAUAAUAAACCAUUUCCAGCAGAUGCACCAAGAUCUCCCCACAAUGGUCAUGAGGAUCCAUCUAGUAUUAUGUAGUUAUCUGCCUCAAUGUGCAAGCACUGGAGAGGGCUUGGGGUGGGAAGGAGGGAGUAGAUUAAUGCAACAGAAGUCCCUGCUUAACUUUCCCAUUAAAUACCUGGAGUGCUUUAACUUUCUCAAGGGAAGAUACUUAUCAAUUGAAAGUGACGGUGUCUUAAAAUAUAGAACAGAUUAAAACUUAGGGGGCAUGUCUUUUAUAUACAUGUCUGUGGUUUUGUUACAGGGCCUGUUUCUUCUUCCUCACCUAAUUCUGGAAACUCCAAUGUUGUAAAGGUAACAAAAAAUUGAAUCAGAGAGCAACCACUAGUACAUGUAAGAGUUUAAAUGAUGUAUGUGAACCAAAAUGUAGGCCUGAUUUCCUCUGUUGUCUUGAGUUUGGUCUUUAUUCCUCUCUACACCUCCUUGUUGUUUCCCUGUUCUUAAUCCAGUCAGCGGUGUGGCUUAAUUAAUUCUUUACAUAAAAUUAUAUUUAGCUUUUUUGUAUAUUUCUUUCAGGCUGGAAAAGGUUGGCUCAGAGAUAUGCCAGAAGAUUUAGACAUGUUCAUAGCUCAAAGGGAUUUUGAGAGGGCCAUGGAGUUAAUAGAUAGAAGUGAGUAGUGUUUCCUCGGCAAAUAGUGAACCUAGAUUAAGCUAACACGGUCAUCCUCCCUCCUUCCUUCCCACCUAAACGCUCUCUGUGCUGGCCCUGGUAGAAUGAUUUAUAAGCUCAGCAUAUCUUAUAAUUAUUCUUUCAGCGAAUAAAUAUUUGAAAGAAAACAGCAGCUCUCAAGCAGCAAAAGAAAUCAAGUAAGUCUUACCAAAUUUAUUGUCAAGUUGAUAAAAUGUAGUGGCCUAUCAGUUGUUCAGUUUAAAGAACCCCCGGACAUGUAAAAGGUGUUCAAAAUUAGCCACUGAAAUACGCGUACCAUAAGGGUGUACAGCGCUAGCAAGGAAGAAAUAGAUUUCUACUAACUCUUUCAAUACUUUCAUUGUGUUUUUGUGGGCGACAUUAUUUCAUUUUUAUUUGGUUAGAGUUCGCCUUGAUCGUCGAGUAAAGCAGUUGGUAGAUGCUCUUAUUGAUGAGUUGGACUCUAGUCGGAGCUUUCUACUUCAUGUAGGACCACGAGCAACCAGAAGAACUGUGUCACUGUUGGUUAGACUGGGGAGAGCUUCUGAGGUGUGGCAUAUUAAUGUUCUAUAAUCUUGCAUACUUGUCAAAAGAGGAGAUUUUUGAUCGGAUUUUUUUACUUAAAAAAUGAUGCAGUGAUAAGGUUAUCAGUCGAUCGUGCGCUACAUUGUUCGGUUGAGGGUAGUGCAGAACAAGACUGUAGGUGACAGUGACCUUGCUACAACCUGAGUAGACGGUUGACAGCAAUUGAUAACUUAUGAGCCUGAUCUCGACUGUUAUGAUGGCUUUGCUCGGUUUGUCAAAACGUCAGUGACUGUCACGUACACGGUCAUGCCACACGAUUGACGUGUUAUCAAUAAAAGAUAAGCUUACCCCGAAUCCCGUUUGAAUUUGUUUCUUCACUUUUAUAGUGCGCUUAUGUAUUACUGGCGACUUUUUCAAGGUGUGCAUGUGUCAGGGUGGGUGGGAAUGGGGAAGGAUACUUGAACAACCCUAAUUGACCUCUCUUAUCUUUACUUUUGACGAGGCAGGCAUGUCAGCUUUUCUUGAGGAACAGAAGUGAAGCCAUCAAACAUGCUAUAAGGUAACCUAUCACAAUUUGUUCCAAUUACUUUGCACAACUAAAAUGAUUGAACCCAGCAUACCAGCUGCAUGCAGACCUAAUUUGAUACAAAGCUAGACUUAGUACAGAUCUAAUGAAGUGCUGCGUAGAAGCUCACUACAAGUACCGUUAUGUGAUAUGGAUGACUGCUUUAUUUUUUAAGGCAACUCAAGAUUGAAGGGGCUACAUCUCUAUACAUCUCUAAGUUGUCCACCGCGUUCUUUAGUAGCAUCAUAGAGACUGGUAAAGAGUUUGAACAAGUUUUCUCUGCUAACAGAGGGUUUAGUUCAGGUCAGUAGAAAAAUCUUCUUUCCUAACUUUCUUCCUCCAUGCCGUAGCUGUAAAUGCUUUCUAGUAUUGAACUUCGUGUACUUGAAAUGAAUAUUUACAGCUCUAGUAAUAGCUUUAGUAGUCUUUUACUAAUUCUUGUUUUUCUCUCUCCGACCAGCCUUUGUCGUGUGGGCCAAAAGUGAACUGAAGCACUUUGUGUCACGCUUUUCUAAUCAAGUAUUCAGAAGGGAGAUGGGUCUAGCAGCUACUGGUGUUUGUGUCAGCAUGGCAAGGCAUCAGUGUGAAAAGGUAAACCUUACUGUGUUCUCACGUUUGACCUUGUGGCUGAAAGCCGCAAGAUAUAUAGCCAUCGUCAACGAUGUCUGUCUUUCGUUCUCGUGGUAUAUUUUGCUACUGUUUUCUCUGCGAUGUAGCGCCUCUUUCCCAGAAUCCUUGUUGAUAUUUAUCUCUUCGGACCCCUAAAUGGCACCCAUCGUGGGGCUGUUAUACGGUUGUCCUUAUUUUCUAUCCUGGUUCCAACCAAAAUCAAAAAGUUUAUACAUUUUGACUGUGUAAAACUUAGCUUGUGACAUGUUGAUUGUACAGCUGCAGGAGAUCGGCCUAGACUUAACAUUUUCCAUGCAAGAGAUGCUUCUUAGAGACAUUGUUGAAGCACUCCUUGACACAAGAGAUCAGAUGGUGAAGUUUUCAAGGCACAGGGCCAUGGUAAGUGACAUGAAAUGUAAACGUGGAAAUAACAUCGUCACCGUUUUUUUCGGAGCCAUUUUUUGUGGCGUGCAUAACAACCUUCAACUGGAAAGGAGACUCCAAAUAAAAGAUCGAAAAGAUAGGAAAAACACAAAAGUUGCGAUGACAACCAUGAAGGAACAAGAAUGAAUAAGAAUGGAGAAAAUUAACAUGGAUUGUACAUGACUAAGUUGCUUAUACAAUGACGUAGCUCGGCGAACUCAUAGUUUACUUCUAGUAAACGUGUAGCAGGCAAUAAUACAAACUCUGAAUCCCACUCGUGCCCUGGAGCGAAUGAGGACAGACACCUCAGCGGCUUCUUGUGUUUUACUUUGAACUUCUCACAGGUGGUCAUCUCUACACUGAAUAAUCGAAUAAUUUCAAAUCUACAGAGAGUUUCUCUCUAUUAUGAAUUCACGAUAUGUUUUUUUCCUCAUGAAGGAAACAAAUUGGAAACCAAUGGAGUUUGAAGGACAUGCAGAUCAGCUUGGAAAAUUAUGUGAAGAAAUGGAAAGCCUGGGUAUUGAGAGUUUUCAACAACUUGUUGGUAAGAAGCUGUGUUCAUUUAUCGAUUUUUUGUUUCCUUCGCAGUUUCCUUUACCCGGCAUUUUUUGUUUAAGUUAUCUAGAAUUCGAUGUUGCAAUUAUGGCAAUUAAUAGUUAGUUCUUCCCGUUUGCGCUUCAGUGAUAAUUUGCCUUCAGAACCAAGGUUCUCUUUAUUCCAUGUCGGCUUCUGCAAUCAGAAAUCUCGGUCUGGAGUUGAACAUGCUGAUCACUCGGACCGACCGACUGAUCGCGUCCUCUUGCCCUUUAGCUAGCCUACGGUAUUUGGUCGAAAGCUGGUCCCGACUUGUCGUUAAUCUAUCGGUAGCCUGUUGGCAGCCUGUUCCAGCCUGUCGGCUAUCUGCCGACAGUCUAUCUAGCAACUAAUCACCUAUAGGGUCUUGGAACAACAGUCGGUAGAGAGAAGCUUUACUUGAAAUUUACUGAGAUUAUAGCCAUGACCCUCCUUCGCUUUGUUGUUUUGUUGAACACAGAUGGCAAUAAAGUGAACCUGAGCAGUGCCACUGUGGCUUUUAUUAAAGGAGUGUUGGGCUUCGUCGGAGACGGAUUAACAGUCAAUACACCACAGGCAAGAUGGCUACUAAUAAUAUGCGUGAUACAAAUGGUUAUUUUUUUUCCUUAAUCUUUGUCUUUUAUUUUGCGUAGUAAAAUAAAAGUAUCCCUUUCAACUUUCAGCUUCAGCCAUGGUUUGUCGAUUGCAUUGGGGAUUUGUUUGAAAACCAAGUGGUUCUGUUCGAGGCCAUUCUUAAGUCUGGUCGGUAUGCAAGCCAAGUAAGCAUCUACCUGUAUUCAGCGUUCAUUUCCUUUAGCGAGGACGUCCGCUUACCAGCGGGCUUUGGCGUUAGUGCUGGCGGCAGUCGAUGUCCUAGGCCUCGCUGCACGCUGAUCAAAAAUAAGUGCGUUACCGAGGGCUUUGUUAUUCCGCCUUUUACGUUUGUUUUGUUUAGUUCGGAUUUGCUCCUUUCGGUUCGGUUUUGUCUAAAUUAUUAGUAUUGUAAAAAGCCGAGAAGCAGGAUCCCUGGCAAGUGGCUUAUAGCUCUGAUAAGUUCAACACCCACUAAAGGCUUCUGAGUUACAACCGUCUUGUCAUGUUGUCUUUCAUAACCUGUUGUGCGUACUUUUUUUUUCCAGCGUGAGUUCAUCCUUAUGAAUGCUUCAUUUGUCUUUGAAAUUACCCUUCCUCUGAUUAAAAAGCGAUUGAAGGUAGGUAUGCGGUUUAAAUAUGGUUUGCGAGUUUCGUUUUCUUUUCGAUUGUUUGUCUGUGUUUUAUUUGCUUACGUAGAAUUUCCUUGUUCGCUUUUUUCCGCGCUUGAGUUUUCGUGGGUUCCUUUACCGUUAUUCUGAAAGGCUGUUGUGAUUACUUUGGUUUUGUGUGGACGGCAGUUAAGGGAAAACCGAUCCACCUCCUGGAAUGAGCUCUUUUUUGUUUCUUUUCUUAUUUUUGCCAUUUUUCUUUAGAUUGGGACCAAUCCUGGUCGUUUCAUGGAAAUACAGAGCGAGUUAAAGAGACUUCAGUCCAUUACUCCUUCAAGUGAUGCGACGGAAGGAAAAACUGGCAAAUGAAAAUGUGAUAACAUCUCACCACUAAUGAUAAAUUGUUUUCAAGAAGACACUUCAUUAUAGUCUGUUCAAAACAGAACUGAAAACAAAAUAACAGAAGUAACCAAAUGAGAACUUCAAUUUUCUUGUAUCUUACAGAAACAAAUCUUUAUUUCUAGUGAAUUCAGUCUGAUAAUGAUGUACAAUUAUUGUUUCGAUACCGAGAAAAGUUCAGUUAUCAUUGGAUGAGAAGUAACAGUUGUCCUACGCUCCAUGCGCAUGGGUGAGGCUGCAGUCGAGCCUUUCGUCCGCCUAUGAUCGUUUUUGAGUGGUGGGGGAAUCUUUUAUCUGUUUCCCUUGGAGGGAAAAUUCUUGUGACGUUUUCAAUUUAAUUUAGUGCAGAGAGAGCAGUAAAAUUACCCUGACUGGUCUUAAUAACGCGCUCAUUGGAAUGAAAGAGUUAAAUUGUGAUAUUAUCCUUGUCACCCUUGCAAAAAGGGCUCUACAUUCUUUGUUUCUUUUUUAUCUGCGAAAGAGGAAAAUUCACCACAUUCGUUUUGCAUAGUAAUGCAGUGACGGUUACUCUGCCAAUAUUCGAGUUUUGUGCAAAAAAACACUCUGAGUCCUCAAGUCGUGGCUAUAAGGGUUAAAUAGACUCAGAGAAUGAAUUUGGAAACCAAAGUACCUUUCCUUAUUAGUAGAUUUUUAACCACGAAAAUCAAUCUGGUUUUUUUUUUUAUAAAAUCUUCAACUGUAGUGGAGUCGACCCUCUCUUUAAUUAGUACUGAACAUUACAACGAAAAAAUAAAUGAAUUACACGAGAGAGAGAAGCUUUAUGGUUGUUUCGGCGUUAAUUAACAUUAAAUGAAGACUUCGUUAGGCUGGAUCACGAAAAUACUUGUGUGUUUCACCGGAAGCCCCGAAAAAAAACUGCAGGCAAUUGUUUCUUUGUGAGUCUAAGCAAUCACGCGCCUUUGUAUCCGUAAACAAUAACGCUAGCAUUAGCACGUUACACAAACAAUGCCAAACAAAUGUACGGGCGGAUGUGAUAUUAACUCCAUUCUCAUACAAACAGAACACUGGAACAGACUUGUAUUACUUCGAAUAGUUAGUUCAGUAUUUCUUGUCACGUUUAUCACGAAAUGUAACAUGAACCUCGCUUUUUUACAGCUCUGAGCUACUUGGAAUUACUUGUUUUUGGUUUCACUUUGUGGUCAGUCUUGUCUUUUAACGGUGAGAUUACAGGUACUCGGUCAAAAAAGAGUGGGAAUGGAUCCUAAGGGAUUUAAGAAGAAUAAACCUUUCUUUUUCAAGGUUUAGCAAGUUGUUGUGACAAUUAUUCAAAAAUGCUAAAUAAAUUAUAGGGGCGCUAAUUAUAUGAAUAAGUGGACAAACAUGUCAACCGGAAUAAGCUCUAGAAGUCUGCAAUGCUUGUGAAUUUCAUUUGAAUUGAAAACCCAUACAUUUAAUUAAAG
This is a messenger RNA of Pocillopora meandrina, 9986 nucleotides long. The record is from the annotation of a GenBank genome assembly. Lineage: Eukaryota; Metazoa; Cnidaria; Anthozoa; Scleractinia; Pocilloporidae.